Molecule: messenger RNA, 1426 nt
Organism: Cryphonectria parasitica EP155
Lineage: Eukaryota; Fungi; Ascomycota; Sordariomycetes; Diaporthales; Cryphonectriaceae
Exons: 4
Coding region: 196-1317 (373 amino acids)
Source: RefSeq, a predicted model, not a curated record
CGUCCGCCUGGUUCCCUCCCUCCCUUCUUUCAAAAGAAAUCAGAAACGCCUUCUAUCAUCACACUGCCACCAUCUGCCGUCAUAGUCACUCGCAAUCUGUCCACAGCCUUGCUUGUGUUGCAAGCUAUCUAUUAUCUCGUGUACAUCUAUCUGAUCAAUAUUGUUGUUGACAGCCCUCUGAAGAACCACACCACCAUGUCGCAGCCUCAUCCUGUCCUCAUCAACCUUCCACAACCCUCUUCCAACCCCGACACCCCCUCAGAGAUCCCUGGCACCCCCACAUCGACAACAACCUCCCUCUCUGCCCUGUCCACAACUGCCAUCAAAGAUGGCCAUCGCGGCCAUGCUCUCCCCACUAUGGGCAACCGAAGUGGCCACCAACAACAUGCCUCCCAGAACAGCCUCGAUGCAGAGCGCGCCGAUCGCAUCUCGCGCCUCGCCGGUCUAUCCUCCGUCUCGCAGCUGCGCUCUCCUCCCAACGCCGGCUCGCAGGCUGCUGCCAACAUCAACAACAACCAACAGACCACUCCCACCUCUGCUGGUUUCCCACAAAAUGCUGCCCAGGCUGUCGCGCCCCACAUCCUAGGCGUCCCUGCAUACUUUGACUCCAAUGGGCAACCCGUCGCGGUGACUAAGAUGUCUACCAGCGGCACGGCCUCGGCUACUGAGAGCCAUGGUGUGGAAGGAGAAGGCUCGCUAACAAAGUGGCUGUAUCACCAGGAUAUCGACAUGAUGAGCACGGCUACCGACUUCGGCCGCGAGACGGAGGUCGACUCCACCAGCGGCUAUGUCGGCACUGCCCACACCGAGCAGACAGAUAUGGACGUCGACGAGGACAACAUGACGAAUCGCAGCAUGGGCCAGUUUGAGCAGGACGAUAAUAUGAGCGACGAUGGCUCCGCCAGCCUGGUCGGCUUCGGCGAGGGCGCGAACUCUACAAUCUCCGGUCCCAUUUAUGUCCGCCGCCCUCUGCCGGGAGGCAUGGAGAGACGAAGUUCCGGUUUCAGCGACGGCGCCGCUGUGGCUUCCCGACGAGAACGCACAGAACGUGAGGAUACUGCCGCGGUCGUCGAACGGCGAGACGCGCGUAUAAUCGACGGUGUGUCCUCGGAUGGUGCGCACGGCGCUCACGUCGCCGCAGACGACGAGGCUUUUGUCGACACGACCAACAGCGGGCCGGUGCCGGUGACUGGUUCUUUCCAGCCCGGAAUCAACAAGCGGGUCAUGAGGGAGCGCGGCCUGGAGUAUGGCCAACGCCCUGGCGGUUCUCCUCUGGCGAGCCCCAGCAAAAGGCUGGCCUUUGAGGAUCAGAAGUGAUGAUGAAUGGGUGUCCGGCUGGAAUACAGACGCUAUCGUCUAUUUCCUCAGACGUGCCACACAAUGAUCUCGGAGCGUCCAUACCAAACCAUAUAUUCUUAGAUUCUGC